Molecule: messenger RNA, 1677 nt
Organism: Adineta steineri
Lineage: Eukaryota; Metazoa; Rotifera; Eurotatoria; Adinetida; Adinetidae
Source: the annotation of a GenBank genome assembly
AUGGAUACGAGCGAAUAUGUUGAAAUGAAUAGCACGAAAAAUGCUGAAUCGAAAGUCAUCGGACGGACCAACAAAUCGAUUGAUAUAGAACCAACAGCUGAAGAAUUAGAAACCUUAGAACAUAUUUCCGAUCGAAUACCAUUAUCAGCUUGGUUAAUUGUUGUUUGUGAAUUAUGUGAACGUUUUGCUUUCUAUGGCCUUUCUGGUCCUUUUCAAAAUUAUAUACAAUUUCCUGAAGCCAAGGGCAAUAAUACUCAACCAGGUGCUCUCGAUCGUGGACAGCAGACUGCUACUGCAAUAACAACAUACUUUCAAUUUUUUGCAUAUCUCACACCAAUUGCUGGUGCUAUUCUAGCUGAUCAAUUUUGGGGCAAAUAUAAAACAAUUAUGGUAGCAUGUAUUAUCUAUAUGGUUGGACUUUUAGUUCUUGUCUUGACGAGUAUACCACCAUCUAUUCAUGCAGGUGUUGCCUUUCCGGGUUUAAUCAUUGCUAUAACUAUUAUUGGACUUGGUACUGGUGGUGUAAAGAGUAAUGUCAGUCCAUUGAUGGCUGAACAAUAUACUGUAACAAAAUCAGUGGUGAAAGAAAUUAAAGGUAAAAAGAAGAUUAUUGAUCCGAAAAUAACGGUACAAUCGAUGUUCAAUUGGUUCUAUUGGGCUAUUAAUAUAGGUGCAAUAUCAUCGAUUGCUACGACCAAUAUCGAAAAAUAUCAUUCAUUCUGGCUCGCUUAUCUAGUACCAUUAGUUGUAUUUACUGGAUCGAUUAUUGUCUUAAUAGUUGGUCGUAAACGAUACAUUCUAACACCUCCAACUGGUUCGUUACUUCUUCGUGCUGGUCGUGUACUGAUGAAAGCAAUUCGAAUGCGUUCUAAAUUAGGCAAACGAGCCGAUCGACCACAUUUUUUAGAUUACGCUAAAGAAAUUCCAUCGUCACCAAUCAAUGAAGAUGAACAACACACCAUUGCACAGUUGAGUGAAAAUCAAUUUAUUGAUGAUUUUAAACAAGCAAUAAGAGCUUGCCGUGUCUUUCUCUUUUAUCCAUUCUAUUGGAUCUGUUAUAAUCAAUUGAGCACUAAUCUAGUAUCUCAAGCAGCACAAAUGAAUGUUGGUCCUUUACCCAAUGAUGUUUUACAGAAUAUCGAUCCACUCGUAUUAAUUGUAUUUAUUCCGAUUUUUGACAAGGUAAUUUAUCCUACGUUGCGACGAUUUAAAAUUAAAUUUCCAUCGAUUGUUCGUAUUACUUGUGGUUUUAUCUGUGUUUCCAUUGCUAUGGCAUGGGCAGCAUUUGUUCAACAUCAAAUUUAUUCUACUGGACCAAACUAUGACUUUACAAAACCAUGUCCAGGUUGCCCAAGAUUUAACAAUAUAGUUGUUGCUUGGCAAAUUCCAACGUAUUUUUUCAUUGCUAUCUCAGAAAUCUUUGCUUCCAUUACUGGUCUUGAGUAUGCAUUCACUCAAGCGCCUGCUUCUAUGAAAUCAAUCGUCAUGUCACUCUAUCUAUUCACAUCAGCAAUUGGUAGUACUCUAAAUUUUACUCUUGUACCGGUAACAGUCAAUCCAAAACUCUUGUGGAUGUAUACAUCAUUAUCGAUUAUGUCAUUCAGCGUUGGAAUUCUAUUUUUUCUUAUCUUUCGAAAUGAACAAAAAGUACGAGUAGUGGUAGUAUCUAAUGACUAA